ACAACAAAGAUGGCGGGAGGAAACAGCAACUACUGGGAAGAUUUGCGAAAGCAGGCCAGACAGUUGGAAAAUGAGCUCGACCUGAAAUUGGUGUCAUUCAGCAAGCUUUGCACCAGCUACAGCAGUUCUCGAGAUGGUCGGCGAGGAGACAGCUCUGACACAACACCCCUUCUUAAUAACUCUACUCAAGACAGAAUGUUUGAGACCAUGUCAGUAGAGAUUGAGCAACUUCUUGCAAAGCUUACAGGGGUGAAUGAUAAGAUGGCAGAGUACACUAGCACUCCAGGUGUGACAUCGCUCAAUGCUGCACUGAUGCACACGCUCCAGAGGCACAGAGACAUACUACAGGAUUACACGCAUGAGUUUCACAAAACCAAAUCCAACUUUUUAGCGGUGCGAGAGAGAGAGGAUCUUCUUGGGUCUGUCAGGAAAGACAUCGAGACAUAUAAGAGUGGCUCAGGUGUGAACAACAGACGAACGGAGCUUUUCCUGAAGGAGCACGAGCACCUAAGAAACUCAGAUCGACUUAUUGAAGACACAAUAAGCAUUGCAAUGGCAACCAAGGAGAACAUGACAUCACAGCGUGGCAUGUUGAAGUCCAUUCAGAGCAGAGUGAACACUCUGGCUAAUCGGUUCCCUGCCAUUAACAGCCUCAUCCAGCGAAUCAACUUGAGGAAAAGGCGGGACUCGUUAAUUCUGGGCGGAGUCAUUGGCAUCUGCACCAUUAUUCUGCUGCUUUACGCAUUUCACUGAUUGCCUGAGGAUCUGACCCAUUAAUUUUUGGGGUUUUCUGCAAGCAGUGACAGGGCCUUGGAGAAUAACCUCAGUGACAGGACCCUGGGGGCUAUCAAGCAGACUCCCAUUCGGCCUAAUCAGAUAACAGGAUUGAUUGUGGCCAGUAUGGACUACCUUACUUGUAUUUAGCAAUGGGAUGGAUGUAGCUCAUACAGCAUUUUUGUUUUUCUAUUGCAAACACGCUGUUCUGACACAGAUAAGGGACUGGAGACCAAAUAACUAAGACUAGAAUGGUUCGGUCUUAAAGAGCAAACUCUCACAUGGGUUUUAAAGAGGCUCUCUCUGACAAAGCACCAAAAAAUUGUGCUGUCACUGUUGAUUAUUGGGGUAAAGAAGAUUUUAACAUGUGGCCCUUUAAGUGAAGGGGGGGAUGUUCUUUAUCUUCUGUACCUUGUGAUUUAAUAAAUUAUUCAUAUACGGGAUAUUCAAGUGUCACUGUAGGCGCUUCUAAAAUUUUUAUGUUUCAAAGAUUUCUAAACUUUCUUAAAGAUUUACUUUUUGCAGGUUAUGGACAGCUUGCUGUCAAACUAAAUUUAUUUGUAGCACAAACGGCUAUCGUUGGCCCAAACCCUUGUGUUUCUUCUUUGUGCUUUGGCUCAAUGAGUGUCAGAAGGAGAAAGAUACAACCAUGUUUCUGCAGACAGACAUGCUACGUGGUGGCCCGCACUGUAGCAAUCUCCUCUAAAUGCGUGUCUAAGAGAGAGGGCAACCAGCUGCAUGCUUUAUAUACCAGAAGAAAAGAAUGGGUCCACAGACAAAUCCACCAGGAUGGCAUCUAAAGGUUUGUAUCCUAAAAAAAAAAAGUCUGAACUGAAGCAAUCAGAGGCACUGCUUCAUCAACAUCUGGGAUUACAGCCUCCUUAAGAGUCUGCUGUGUGUAGCUCAAGGAGCUUCACUCAUUGCUUUUCCCACUUCUCAAAAUCUGGAAGCCUGUCAGAUUUGGUUCACCAUUGGUACAAAUGGCAGGCAACAGGUGGUGGUGCAUCCUUGUUUUUCAUCAUUUGCUUCCUUAUUUGUAGGUUGGGAGUUCACCAGAGAUCAUUUAGCACUCAUCAAAUCAGGUUUUCAACAACAAAUUGCUUAAAAUGUUAACCCUUCUCUCUAAAGUGAUACUGUGUCCAUCCUCUGGAAAUGUAGAUUUCUAAAAGAUUUUGCAAGUCCUGAGAAAGGCGAACAUUCAUCUCUGUCUAAGGUGAGCUUCAUGUCCGUGCUACAUGUAGCUUGACAAAUGAUCCCCACUCCCCAACCAAGGCCUGCAUAGCACUACUCAUUGGCAUAAUUUAUUUUUGAUGUCUGUCCCAGUUCAUGCAGUAUGGCCUGUACUGAUGUUCUUCGAGCUGGUUAAAGCGAAGGUGUCUCAUGCCCUGGGUUUUUGCAUAGGCAUACUAAGGCAUACUAAGACAGUGCGUUGCACACACUAAAAAAAGCUGUUGGAGCAGCAGUUCCGCGGCAACUUGCCAACUCACUUGUGUGAGGACAUUUUUUUGGCUGCCCAGGCCCUGUGGCACUCCUUUUGGGGGUUUAUCUAAAGAUUGCAGUCUCUCACUGUUUCUGCUCAGUACAGUUGCUAAAGUUCAGUAGAGAUAUUUAGGCAACAUUCGUGGUAGUAUAUCAGGAGAACUUUAGACAGACCUCGUAUAGUAGUGGAUGGUUUGUUCGCCAGUGGUGUCUGCUGAGGAAGCCACUUUAUUCCUUCUUUCUCUGUAAAUGCUGUAUAUAGUGAGUUAUACACUGCUAAAGUUGUACUUUCUAUUUUAUGCCUCUGUGGGGCUGUCCAGUUACACUAUCUAGAGUUUAGGGGAUUAUAACUGUAUAGCUUGAACUAGAUCUUCAAUCCUCUUAUAGGUUGUACUGUCCUUGCACAAAUCUCUCACAUGUUGACGUACUGGGAAAUUCCUUGAAUGCAAGAUAGUUAGUGGCAAUUUAAUGGCUUUACAGUGGUGCUUGAAAGUUUGUGAAGUCAUAAAAGUAGAUGAAGAAAAUCAAAUUAAACAAAUGAGAGAAAAAAAUAUAUGGAUAUUUAUUAAUUAAGGAAAAUGAGCCAAAAUUAGUUGCGAAUAGCCAAAGUGUGUGUGUGUGUGUGUGUACCUUUUGCUUUCAGUAUCUGUUGUGACCCCCUUGUGCAGCUCCAUACAGAAUAAGUCCAACUCUGGGAUGUUGGUGGGUUUCCUCACAUGCUUCUACAACAUUUGUAAUGGAUUAAGCCCAGCACUUUGACUUGGCCAUUCCAAAGCAUCAGCUUUCUUCUUAACCAUCCUUUGGUAGAUCAGCUUGUGUGCUUAGGGUCAUUGUCUUGCUGCAUGACCCACAUGUCGUGAUAUUUUCAUGUAGAAUUUGCAGAUAUAAUUCUCAAUUUUGUUCCAUACAAUGUCUGCAAGCCAUCCUGGCCCAGCCCAAACCAUGAUACCGCCACCACUUUGUUUCACAGAUAUGAUAAGGUUCUAAUGUUUGGAGAAAACACUGCAUUCCAGUACAUCACUUCUCAUUUAAACCCAAAAGUUCUGUUUUGGUCUCAUCUAUUUGCAGAAUAUUUUUUAAUUGUUUGCUGGCUUGUCCACAUCAUCUUUAGCAAACUGCAAAUGUGCAGCAGUGCUCUUUUUGGAGAGCAGUGGCUUUCUCAUGAACAAUAACACUGAUUUAACAUUGACUUAAUGUUAACUCAUGAUCACUGACAUUGACCAAUGUGAAGUCACUCUGGGUUCCUAGGUUCCUUGGUUCCUUAGACCUCACAGACUACUGCUCUUGGACUGGUACAUUGUUGGUCAACCACUCCUGAGGAGGCCAACAGUGGUUUGUCCGUUUGUAUGCAAUCUGUUUGUUUGUGGGUUGGAAGUUUUUUUAAUGAGAGAGUUUUAUAACAUAUUCCAGCCUGAUGAUCAACUUUUUUUCUUUUCUUUGAGGUCCUCAGAAAUCUUCUUUGUUCAUGCCAUGAUGUACUGUGCUGUUAACAUGAGACUUUGAAAGUUCCCUGUUCUUUAAAUAAAACCUGGCACCCAAGCACACCUGAUUAUCUUACUGGCCUGACACUAAUUCCAUCUUCAAAUUUAACUUCCUAGAGGUUCACAUACAUUUGCCACUCAUUGGUAUGUAAUAUUGGAUCAUUUUCCUCAAUAAAUAAAUAAAUGACCAAAUAUAAUAUUUUGCCUCAUUUGUAGUUCUCUUCAUCUACUUUUAGGACUUGUGUGAAAACUUGAGACGCCUUACACCUUUUUUGGUAUUUAUGCAGAAAUUUAGAAAUUUCCAAAUGGUUCACAAACUUUCAAGCACCACUAUAAAUGUAGUGGAUGUAAAGAUUUUUUUAGGUUUCACUUGGGAUCCCAUCAGGACUUCAGGAAGGCAGUCAUUGCUUUAAGAUGCAUUUUGUCUGAAACCAGUAUAUCACAUUUGGCUCACUGAUUUAAAUCGUGUGUAUGGGUGUGGAAAAAGUGUCACACUAUAACCCAGCAAGAAGUUGGACGUGACGGCAGGCACCGGGCGUUGACAGAACGCUAAAUCAGCUUUUAGCCUGUUAGUCAGGUUCCCUGUACUCAUGCGUUCCGUCAUAAAGCAGCCAUCCUGCUGCUCUAGCUGCUUAACCCAAUGUAGGGAUGUCAGAUUGUGUCACAUACAAAUAAUGAUAAAAUGUGUUACCCGGCACCUGAGAAAAGCAUGCACCUUUUUGCUUUUCACCAUCAAUCACAUCAAGGUUAAUUGGCUCCUGACUCCUUUGGUUAUAAUAAACCAUUGCCAGCCUUUAUUGUUAAUUUCUGCCCAGGUUUAAAAUUGGGAGUUGGCAAUAGGAACCUUGGCUUACUUUCCCCUAAACACCAGCAAGCUUUUGACAACUCGAAAGAUUCUGAUCCUUUGAUGUGGUUAUUGGAGCAAGACAACCAUGUAGAAGUAAAUGUCAUUGUAGUCCUCUCAAGGUGAUGUGUGGAGAUGGAGAAACCGUCAGCAGAAGAGACACAUAAAGGUGUAGCACAUAGCUACAUUCUAUACAGGCCUAACUAAUUUAAUGUGCAGCAUGUGUGGAUCAAACUCAAGAUUGUUUUAUAUACAUUUUCCCUGAGGAUUAUGGUUAUAAAUUUCAUUGUGAUUUGACAGUGAACUGUUCAGUCCUGAAUGCAAUAAAUGCUGUUAGUUUACUCCCUGCGUUAUGCAUAGGUUAUGGCCUGUUUUCAUCUUUCAUUAAGCCAAA
This is a messenger RNA of Electrophorus electricus (electric eel), 4972 nucleotides long. It is a transcript of the gene gosr1, whose product is annotated as golgi SNAP receptor complex member 1. Gene Ontology annotation, cellular component: Golgi membrane; cis-Golgi network; SNARE complex. Gene Ontology annotation, molecular function: SNAP receptor activity. NCBI's taxonomy places the organism in Eukaryota, Metazoa, Chordata, Actinopteri, Gymnotiformes, Gymnotidae. The record is from RefSeq and is a predicted model, not a curated record. Gene Ontology annotation, biological process: inter-Golgi cisterna vesicle-mediated transport; endoplasmic reticulum to Golgi vesicle-mediated transport; vesicle fusion.